UAUCUCAGCGACAACGACUUUGAAGUGCUUCCCCCGGAUAUCAGCAAGCUGAGCAAGCUCCAGAUUUUGAGUCUCAGGGAUAACGAUCUGAUCUCGCUGCCCAAGGAGAUCGGGGACCUGGCCCAGCUCAAGGAGCUCCACAUCCAGGGCAACAGGCUCACAGUGCUGCCCCCGGAGCUCGGCAACCUGGAUCUGACCGGCCCCAAGCAGGUCUUCAAGGCCGAUCACAACCCCUGGGUCACCCCCAUCGCCGACCAGUUCCAGCUGGGCAUCUCGCAUGUCUUCGAGUACGUCCGCUCCGAGACCUACAAGUACCUGUACGGUCGGAACCUGCAGGCCAACCCGGAGCCCCCCAAGAAGAACACGGACAAGAGCAAGAAGAUCAGCCGCAAGCCGCUGGCCGCCAAGAACAAGUGAUGAGAGAGUGAUGGAAGAGGAGGAGGAGAGGCUAAACCUGCUCUCACUGCAUGUGCCUUUUAACGCCCACUUUUCAUUAGAAUUUUCCCUGUUUAUCUUUUCUUUUUGGCGUCCUUAUUUAUCGUUCAUUUUAUACUGCCUUGUAUUUCUGAAGUCCUUGUCGCAGCAGUGCCUCCUCGAGUCGUCGUACUCCGGCUGUGCGUGGACCAGUCUCUGAUCUCUGCCGUUCUGCAGCUGUUUUGUACUGAUUAAAUGAUGAUUUCAGCUUUUAAAACACAAAUUCCCAUUUCUUCUUUCUUCUUCAACUCUUCAACCAUGCAUCUCCUGUACGGCAAGCUCUAUUCCCUGGCAUGGUUUAAUUUUACUUUCGGUCGCACAUACAGAAGGAGAUGUGACCAGACAUAGGGGCAAGCCAAUCUAAGGCCCAAUCCCAUUUCUACCCCUUACCCCUCUCCCUUGUUUUACCCCUUCCCCUUACACCUUCAAAACAAGGGGGAGGGGUUAAGGGGAAGGGGAUAGGGGUAGAAAUGGGAUUGGGCCUUAGCCUAUCUGCCUUUUGGCUAGGUUGAAACUACACUUCAUAUCAAGCAAACAACCAAAUCUUAAUUCCACUUCAUGACGGUUGCAGAGAACUCGCCUUUUUCUCGUGUGACAGCCAGACACUUGACUUUGUUGUCCUUUUCGUAAUCCGGGCCCUUACUGUGACCUGCGGAGCCCCCACUGACUCAGGUCUGGCUGGGAACAAGCUGCCAUGGGGCCCCACCAGCGGCUGAUCGACCCCGGGGCCCCUGUCAGGAAGAGGGCUCAAACAACCCGGGGGGACCACCAGACCCUCACACACGUGGGUCUCAGCUAUGACACACACACACACACGUGUUUGUGUGUGUGUCCUAGCUAUGUUUAAGGCAUGAGAUAGAGAGGUUGUUAGCUACCCCUCAAACUGUUGGGUCACGACCACAAGGGAAGAAGAAUCUCUCUGGUUCACUCACACGCAGUCACACACGCAUAUAUACAAAUACACAUACACACAAACCUAGUGCCUUUUUAGUUAAGUCGCUUUGUUUGUAAUCGCCUGCUGUUCAAUUGCCUCUCUCUGACUUUCUUUCUACUGUCUUUGCCUUCCGUCAGACAUCGUGGCUUCUCCACGUUUAGUAAAUCUGAACAAUAGGACAUUGACAAUGAUGCUUAGAUAUUAUUUUUAUACACGUCACCCUUGCGAUUGAAAAAGACUGAGUUAAUGACCACAUCCUUAAAGUACAAUACCCACUUGUAGCUCCUCAAUUUCUCCAACUGGACUCCAUUACGGCUCCUUUUAUAGUGUUCAUUUCACUGUGUGUGUGUGUGUGUGUGUGUGUGUGUGUGUGUGUGUGUGUGUGUGUGUGUGUGUGUGUGUGUGUGUUUGUGUAGGCGCACGAGCGUAGGCAUGUGGUGUGCUCCUGUAAGAAAGACUGAUUUCAAUUGUUCUAUUUCUCUUUUCCGUUGGCUCUGAGUGUUUUUCCUCCUAUCUGGGACAAACCCGGAACCCAAUAUUAGCCCCGAUUCACGGGAACAAGUUAUUUUUAAAGAGUACGCAGAAGAAGAAGAAAGAAUUGAGGCACUCACCUUACCGUCCGUCACAUCACAACUUGUUGCAAUUGUAAUCACUCCAAUUCUUCUGUAUUAAUACCGAAUACAAAAGAAGUUGAAAAGUUGAAAUGUGCAGGACGUCACAUGACAGCUUUUUGCAAAAUGAACAAAUGUAAUCACUGCAAUUCUAUUGUAUUAAUUUGUAUCAUGCUUUUCUCGGGUGCCACGAUACACUGUUACAUGUACCAUUUGCUCUGUGUAUCAAUUAUUUUGAAUAAAGCAUUAUCGUUUGCGUAA
Gadus macrocephalus (Pacific cod) is the source of this 2280-nucleotide messenger RNA. RefSeq names its product Ras suppressor protein 1 (gene rsu1). Gene Ontology annotation, molecular function: protein binding. The annotation marks the transcript as partial. The transcript has 4 exons. The record is from RefSeq and is a predicted model, not a curated record. NCBI's taxonomy places the organism in Eukaryota, Metazoa, Chordata, Actinopteri, Gadiformes, Gadidae.